Dipodomys spectabilis (banner-tailed kangaroo rat) is the source of this 1836-nucleotide messenger RNA. RefSeq names its product cytosolic beta-glucosidase. The transcript is spliced from 5 exons. Gene Ontology annotation, molecular function: hydrolase activity, hydrolyzing O-glycosyl compounds. The record is from RefSeq and is a predicted model, not a curated record. Gene Ontology annotation, biological process: carbohydrate metabolic process. NCBI's taxonomy places the organism in Eukaryota, Metazoa, Chordata, Mammalia, Rodentia, Heteromyidae. The coding region runs from base 233 to 1642 and encodes 469 amino acids.
GAGACAGUAGCAUCAAGUCUCCUCCUGUAGGGAGUGACUUGCAGACCUCAAAUUUGGGGUCAUUCAGGUGCCAUCCCUUCAAUCCCCCCUCUGCCUGCUCCUUGUUUGAGUCGAUUGGAUUUGGGGCCUGUGGUCUGGAGUGAGAGUUCUCUGACUGUCUGCAAGGCUGCUCAGCUCCUCUGAGGGCGUGAAGAUCCUUAGAUGUGAGGGUGAAGUCGGUGGUUUGUGGACCAUGGCUUUUCCUGCGGGCUUUGGAUGGGGGGCAGCCACGGCAGCCUACCAAGUGGAAGGAGGCUGGGCUGCAGAUGGAAGAGGCCCUUGUGUCUGGGACACAUUCACCCAUCAGGGAGGAGAGAGAGUUUUCCAGAACCAGACUGGUGAUGUCGCUUGUGGCAGCUACACUCUGUGGGAGGAAGAUUUGAAAUGUAUCAAACAGCUUGGAUUGACUCAUUACCGCUUUUCUCUUUCCUGGUCACGUCUGUUACCUGAUGGGACGACAGGUUUCAUCAACCAGAAAGGGAUUGACUAUUACAACAAGAUCAUUGAUGAUUUGCUGACAAAUGGGGUUACACCUGUUGUGGCCAUCUACCACUUCGACCUGCCUCAGGCUUUAGAAGACCAAGGAGGUUGGUUGUCAGAGACAAUCAUUGAAGCCUUUGACAAAUAUGCUCAGUUUUGUUUCCAUACCUUUGGAGAUCGAGUCAAGAAGUGGAUCACCAUAAAUGAGCCCAAUACUCUUGCAGUGCUGGCAUAUGACAUGGGAAUUUUUGCUCCUGGUAUACCUCACAUUGGGACUGGAGGUUACCAGGCAGCUCACAAUCUGAUUAAGGCUCAUGUCAGAUCCUGGCACAGCUAUGAUUCUUUAUUCCGAAAAGAACAAAAAGGUAUGGUUUCCUUAUCAUUGUUUUGUUGCUGGUUAGAACCAGCAGAUCCCAAUUCAGUGCCUGAUCAGGAAGCUGUUAAAAGAGCAAUCAGUUUCCAGUUGGAUUUCUUUGCUAAACCCAUAUUCAUUGAUGGUGAUUACCCCAAACUUGUCAAGUCUCAGAUUGCCUCCAUGAGUAAAAAGCAAGGCUAUCCAUCAUCCAGACUUCCCGAAUUCACAGAAGAAGAGAAGAAAAUGAUCAAAGGCACUGCCGAUUUCUUUGCUGUGCAAUAUUAUACAUCUCGCUUAGUCAAGCACCAAGAGAACAAGAAAGGAGAACUAGGCUUUCUUCAGGAUGUGGAGAUCAAGUUUUUCUCCAAUCCCUCAUGGCAGGGUGUGGGUUGGAUCUACGUGGUGCCAUGGGGGAUACGUAAGCUCCUGAAAUAUAUUAAGGAUAUGUAUAAUAACCCUGUAAUUUACAUCACAGAAAAUGGGUUUCCUCAGUGUGACCCCCCAUCUCUUGAUGACACUCAGCGCUGGGAGUAUUUCAGACAGACAUUUCAGGAACUGCUCAAAGCCAUCCAUGUUGAUGGAGUCAGUCUUCAAGCAUAUUUUGUGUGGUCUCUUCUGGAUAACUUUGAGUGGAACAAUGGGUACAGCAGACGAUUUGGCCUCUUCCACGUUGAUUUUGAAGACCCUGCUAGACCUCGAGUCCCCUACAGAACAGCCAGAGAGUAUGCGAAGAUCAUCAGAAACAAUGGCCUAGAAGGACCUCUCUAGAGAGGAUGCCUGGAAAAUGUCACCUGGUAAAGGAGCUUCUGUAUCUGGAAAAGAAAUAUACUUUGGUGAUGAUCUUUUACAACUCCAAGUUGCCUCUCAAUUGACUGAUCUGUGAUUACAAAAUCUCAGUAUACAAAGUCUGUGAAUGAAUUAACAAUGGCCUUUAUUUCUAACUUGAUCAAUCAGAUUUUCUU